Molecule: messenger RNA, 768 nt
Organism: Medicago truncatula (barrel medic)
Lineage: Eukaryota; Viridiplantae; Streptophyta; Magnoliopsida; Fabales; Fabaceae
Exons: 1
Coding region: 136-768 (210 amino acids)
Source: RefSeq, a predicted model, not a curated record
UCGAACCUAAAGGUUAGUGUGGCAACCCCAUACGCUUUGAGUUUUACAUGCAUGAUCAUUAAACAUUUCAGGUUUCAAGUGCAGCAGCCUCUUCCCAACAAACAAGAUAUAUAACAAUCUUUAGGUUCGAUUUCUAUGGCUGCUUCAUUGAAAGAAAUGACUUCUGACUUUGUUAAGUUGGAAAAGUUUGAUGGGGGAAAUUUCAUCCGCUGGCAAAAGAAGAUGAAGUUUCUUCUUACAACAUUGAAAGUGGCAUACGUUCUGAACAUGGCAAGGCCUGAGGAGAAGGAUGAUGAAACCGUUGCUGAGACAAGAGACAGACAGAAAUGGGACAACGAUGAUUACAUCUGCUUAGGACACAUCCUGAAUGGUAUGUCUGACUCUUUGUUCGAUAUCUACCAGAGCAGCCCUUCUGCAAAAGACUUAUGGGACAAAUUGGAAACCAGAUACAUGCGUGAAGAUGCAACAAGUAAGAAAUUCCUUGUCUCUCAUUUUAAUAAUUACAAAAUGGUAGAUCAUAAGUCUGUUAUGGAACAAUUAUAUGAGAUUGAACGUAUUCUUAACAACUACAAACAACAUAACAUGAAUAUGGAUGAAACAAUUAUUGUAUCAUCCAUAAUUGACAAACUUCCUCCUUCUUGGAAAAAUUUCAAACGAACCAUGAAACAUAAGAAGGAAGACAUUUCUCUUGAGCAACUUGGCAAUCACCUUCGUUUAGAAGAAGAAUACCGAAAACAAGAAGGUAUUAAGAAUCAUGUUACUCAAUAG